This is a messenger RNA of Fukomys damarensis (Damara mole-rat), 2501 nucleotides long. RefSeq names its product parvin gamma (gene Parvg). Gene Ontology annotation, molecular function: actin binding. Gene Ontology annotation, biological process: establishment or maintenance of cell polarity; substrate adhesion-dependent cell spreading; actin cytoskeleton organization. The record is from RefSeq and is a predicted model, not a curated record. The transcript is spliced from 14 exons. Gene Ontology annotation, cellular component: cytoplasm; focal adhesion; actin cytoskeleton. Lineage: Eukaryota; Metazoa; Chordata; Mammalia; Rodentia; Bathyergidae. Bases 65 to 1195 code for a protein of 376 amino acids.
CUGUCCACCGUCACCUGCCCCUACUUCCUGCAGUGCGUGGGGCAGGGAGGCAAUCCCAGUGCAGAUGAAGAACCCGAGCCCAGGGCAGGGAAGGGACUCGCCCGAGGCUACCAGGGGAGACUCCAGGGAGAAGAUGGAGCCAGACCCCCUCUACAACCUGCUGCAGCUCCCCAAGAACGUGGCGCCGUCCAGAAAGGAGGAGGAGCUGCUGCAAGGAGAAAAGAAGAAAUACCUGCCAGCCCAUGCCCGGAAGGACCCCAAGUUUGUAGAACUGCAAAGGGUGCUGAUGGAGUGGGUCAACGCCACCCUCCUGCCGGAGCACAUUGUGGUCCGAAGCCUGGAGGAGGACAUGUUUGAUGGGCUCAUCCUGCACCACCUCUUCCACGGGGAAAUGGGGCUCCGAGAGGCCAGUGACAUGUCCAAGUAUCACAGUGAAGAAAGCAGAGAGAAGCUGGCGGGGCUCAAGCUGGAGGCCGAGGAGAUUGCGCUGAACGCAGCCAGCCAGAGGCGCAAGCUGGAGGUGGUGCUGGGGGCCGUGGACCAGAGCCUGCGGGCAGUGGCGCCGCUGAACAGGUGGAGCGUGGACGCCAUCUUCAGCAAGGACCUCCUGGCCACCUUGCACCUCCUGGUGGCCCUGGCCCGGCACUUCCAGCCCGACCUGGCCCUGCCACCCGAUGUCCGGGUGGAGGUCGUCACCAUUGAGAGCACCAAGAGUGGCCUCAAGUCUGAAAAGUCGGUGGAGCUGCUCACUGACAGCCGCACGGACAAAGACCAAGCUCCAAAGGACAUCUUUGAUGAAUUAUUCAAGCUGGCUCCGGAGAAAGUGGGCUCCAUGAAGGAGGCUAUUGUGAGCUUUGUCAACCAGAAGCUGGAGCGCCUGGGGCUGUCGGUGCAGGACCUGGACACCCAGUUUGCAGAUGGCGUCAUCUUACUCUUGCUCAUUGGACAGCUGGGAGGCUUCUUUCUGCACUUAAAGGAGUUCUACCUCACCCCCAGCUCUCCUGCAGAAAUGCUGCACAACGUCACGCUGGCCCUGGACCUGCUGAAGGACGAAGGGCUGCUUCGCCAACCCGUGAGCCCUGAAGACAUCGUGAACAAGGACUCCAAGAGCACGCUGCGGGUGCUCUACAGCCUCUUCUGCAAGCACAAACUGAAAGCAAACGAGGACGGGAUGCCCCGGGGAGCCCCAAAUUAGCUGCUGCUCCCCCUCCACAGCUAUUUCUCCUGCCUCUGUCCUGUUCCCUUGGCAGGAGUGUCCUGAAUCCUCUAGGUGCGGAGCCAUUUGCAGUCAAGCUUGCCUUUUUCAGUUUAUUUUUGCUAACUUAUUCCUGGGGAGCGCUGGGAGCUGGUGUCCUGGGCAGGGCCCUGACAUGUACAUAAAGGGGAUCUCAAUUCCCAAGCCGUGACAGGCCUCAGCAGUCUCUGUUCUGUCCUGUGGCUGCAUGGGGCCCCCCUGGGGUCCUGGGCUGUGAGUCGGCAAUGGCCAGGACCCAGCCCCUGCAAACAGCUGUCCCCUGCCUGCCUCCUACUUAGGGUGACAAUCCCGGGGUCCCCACCCAAAAUCAAGAGCCCCUCGAGGCUCCAAAAGCAAGCCCCAUGCUGCUCUGGGAGUGAGCUCAGUUACUUGCCAAAGCAGCUGAGGCCCAGGCCAGCCCCUGGCUGUGAGUGUGAGGCUUGCCUGAAAGGCACACAGAAGAAAUCUCUGUGGUCGAUUAGUGGGCUCACGUUGUCGUCUCUGUCCCUGGGGGAGCAGCCGUUGCUUUCUCGAGUGAGGCUUGGCAUCUUUUGUAAAGAAAAAGGAACUUGCAGUAGAACUGAGCACAGUCAUUCCGGGAAUGGCUCCCAGCGUGGCCGCAGUGGCCGCCUGAUGGGCGCCGUGCAGGAUGGAAGGGUGGAGGAAUGGAGGGGUGCGGGGGAUCCAGCCCUGGCUGCUGCUCCUCCUGCCCUCCUUCUGGUUCAGGGCUGUCACAGUUUGAUAGCUUUGGCUCUGGGAGGUCUCUGGAGAGGAGGUGGUGGCCCGGCCCCCACUGUCGGGCCUGCCUGCGGAGCUUGGGAGGAUGUUCUGCAGGAUGACGGGUGGGGGCAGUCUGAGAAGGGGGUGCCACCAGGAUCCCAGCCACCUGCCCCGUCACCUCCGGAUCCAUAGAGCAAACCGAAGCCUUUAGGUUGGCCCCGCGGGAGCCCUCAGCGGCAUCAGACGCACCCCCACCCCCUUCCCUGUGCCCCUGGGCAGGAUCCCUCUCCUACACCAUGAGUGCGGGCUCCUUCCUCCACCGGGACCUCCCCCCUGAGCAUCCUGGGGUCAUGAACAGGCCAGGACCCUCACCUCUGUACACACCAGGCUUCAGGGCAAGCCAACGUCCACACCCCACUCCCGGGUCUCUUCUGUUCCCUCCACAUGUGGGCCUCACCCUGUGCAGAUAGCUCAGCUUGGCCCAAGUCUUCACUGUGUUCCAUUUAACAGCAGAUUUAAAACAAACAAACAAACAAACAAUAAUAAU